This is a messenger RNA of Drosophila bipectinata, 403 nucleotides long. NCBI's taxonomy places the organism in Eukaryota, Metazoa, Arthropoda, Insecta, Diptera, Drosophilidae. The record is from RefSeq and is a predicted model, not a curated record.
GCUGUUAAUGUUGACAUAAAAGUCCUGUCAAAAACUUUAUGCGAAAAUAUGCCAAAAUGGAAUCCCGAUGGUAUGAUCUGUGGCGGGGAUCCGAAAUUCUUCGAAGUGGACAGUUGCUACGGUGAUUCUGGUGGACCACUAUAUUGUGGCUUAAAGUUGUAUGGCACUGUCUCUUAUGGACGUGGUUGUGGCACUCCUGGCUAUUAUGGAGUAUACACCGAUGUAUAUUUCUUCCGGGAUUGGCUGGAGCCUGCCACACGAGGUGUAUGGCCUGAAAUUGAUGGCGGAAGUUCACCCAUAUUUUUCCGCAGCUUCAAAGGAGAGGUAUCUCAGUAUUUGGCGUCUUUAUUUUUGUACUAUUUUCUAAAAUUACCCUUAACGGCUUGGGAAUAGAAUUCGUAAA